UCUACGGAAUAAAUAUAUGAUGAAUACUCCAGUUACAGUGACUAUUGCUUGACGAUUGCUUUUCUUUAAUCCAAAAAAUGUCGGCUUUCCCGGAAUUAUGGAUAAUAUUCGCAGUCUUAGCUGUAGCUUUGCCAUUGCAUGGGGAAUCUGAGCUCAUGAAACCACAUGUCUGUCUCACAGAGGAAUGUCAAGAGAUAGCGCAGAUGUAUGCCGAAACAAUGAAUGAAACCGUCGACCCAUGUGAAAACUUCUACAAGUACAGUUGUGAUGGUUGGGCCAGCAAAAACCCAAUUCCAGACUAUGCAGUUUUCUGGAAUCGUCCCAGUUCCAUGCGUCUCGCGCACGAGAAACGUCUGAAAAGUAUGCUGGAGAGCUCGCCGGAAGUCACUGAUAUUCUUCCGAUUCAGCAAGCGAAGAAGUUCUAUCAGUCAUGUGUGGACAUCGUCGAACAUCAGAGCUUUCAUUUGUGCCCCAUAUGA
Messenger RNA from Diachasma alloeum, 479 nucleotides. RefSeq names its product endothelin-converting enzyme 2-like. Bases 78 to 479 code for a protein of 133 amino acids. Gene Ontology annotation, molecular function: metalloendopeptidase activity. Gene Ontology annotation, biological process: protein processing. The transcript has 4 exons. The record is from RefSeq and is a predicted model, not a curated record. NCBI's taxonomy places the organism in Eukaryota, Metazoa, Arthropoda, Insecta, Hymenoptera, Braconidae. Gene Ontology annotation, cellular component: plasma membrane.